Schistocerca gregaria is the source of this 7319-nucleotide messenger RNA. Its product is annotated as protein FAM166B-like. Bases 162 to 923 code for a protein of 253 amino acids. The record is from RefSeq and is a predicted model, not a curated record. The transcript has 5 exons. Lineage: Eukaryota; Metazoa; Arthropoda; Insecta; Orthoptera; Acrididae.
UCUGUUGCUAGAAACGCUCGGGAGCAGCGCUGUCUGUUCGCGCAUGCGCUCUGCGCUACUGUGUGGCGCUCGAGUCAAGUAGGUAUCAGCAAGUGACACCGAACGCAGGUGCCUAGUGCAUUCAUAGCGUUCUACAUGACAGGAGCGGUAGAAACGUCAACAUGUUUGUCGAUUUGGCUGCCCGCGAGAGGGGCGCUCUACUCGCCGAAUCCCAACCCUGCUUAAUACCAGGGUACACCGGGCACUGCCCCACCCUCAAGUUCCGCUUCGGCAAGCGCUACGGAGCCAACACCAAGGACAUCAUAAAGGAGAUGAAGGAGAAGGGCGUCUCGCUGAGGCACGCUCCGUACCACCAGCGGGAGCCCGCGAGCCUGCAGAACGGCACCAACGGCCGCCACAGCCCGAGCCCCGGCCCGGAAGCCACAGGCGCCGGGGUCCGCGAGCAGGGCCAGACGCGGGACCUGGCGCUGGACGUCAAGCACCGGCCGCGCCGCUACAUCCUCGGCUACACAGGCUACAUCCCGGGCAUGCACUUCCGGUACGGGACGUCGUUUCGGCGCGCGGCGGACGACAGCGUGACGGAGUUCUCGAGGCGGCUGGCGCAGGAGGCGGCGCGCCGCGAGAGGGACCGCGCGCACCGGUCGCGCAGCGCCCCCAAGGCGCCCUGCAUCCGCUCCAGGGACGAGGUGCGCGCCGCCAUUCGCCAGUACGAAGCCGACCACAAGUACAAAGAUCAUCACAUCUCACCAGAGUUCCCACCAAUUGCUGGUUACACUGGCCACAUACCGCGUCUACGUGUCACAGACGCAUCUCUGAGUCUGCGCUAUGAAAUGGCAGCACGCCAAGGAUUGGCACUACUGCAGCAGGAACGCGAGAGAGCACGCCAGGAAGCCGCAGAGCGGUGCACCACACCAGCAAUGUGAUGUACUGAAGCUAGUGUCUAGUAACUGACACCGGCUGCAAUCACAACACUUCAAUCAUCUACUUUUUUUCUGUUUGCCUAGAGAUCUUCUGAAGCGGAAGCCCCCAACCCCUUCCAAACAGCUAGUCGAGACACAAGACCUCUUGUUAAUCAGAGAAACAUCAGUAAUAAGUAUUUUAACAGUAACUGGUUUUACUAUUUUCUUGGUAUGAACAUAAAGUAUAGUAUUUAUUUUUAAACACGUGUUAGUCUAUGAUUUACUACCUGACUGCCUAUCAGAUUGAUGCUGAUCACAAAUUUCAAAAAUACUGUUUUAGCAAUCUUUUACUAACCAUGUUAACAUCCAUAAUUUUUAAACCAGCUUAAAUUUGUGUUUCAAAAUGAAUUGUGAACACACUAUGAAGUUGCCACAGACUGGUACAGACUUGCUUGCCCCAAUCAGCUCAAUCAAAUGUAGAUGUAUGAAAUUUCAGCUUAGUGGCUUAUGCAAGCACUAAAAUGCAAAUCUUGUCAACUGUAUUUUCUGCAGAAAAAAUGUUUUUCAUACAAAGUGUUAAAAAAUGGCUAUUAGUUUCUUGACGUAAUAUGCUCAGAAGCAACAAUCGGGUAGGCAGUAGCAGUACUAGUAAUGGCUUCAUAUAUGUUAAUGGCCACACUGCACCAUGUUUCAUUAACAUUGUAUACCAUUUUUUUUAUCUUCAGAAUGACGAGAACCAAUUCUCAAAGCAGAUGCACAAAACUUCAUACAUAUCAUUAGCCAUUUGACAAUGUGAUGCAUUCUUCAUUCAUCAUUAUGUAUCUCAUUAAUCUAUUAGUUAUUAAAUACUGCUGGUUAAGUAUUAACAAUGUAAUAUAUUGUGAAUAUUAUGUCUGUUGUGAUUGCUGUAACAAAAAUAAGGCAUCUUAAAUCCUACUGCUGAACUCCUGAAGAGAGCUAUAGAGCUAACAUAAUCAGACAGAACUUUCAUAUGCUUUCCAUCUAGUACAUUCUUCAGCAGCCUAAACUGUAAUGAGGAACAGUGUCAAACAGUAUUGCUACCACUCACUCUGUGUGUGCAUCCCCCAUGUGUUUGUGGUUUUAACUACUUUAUUACUGUAUAAUACACACACAUUAUUAAUGUUGAUUUACCAUUCAAUGAACACGCUGUUAUCCAUUAAAAACCUCACAUGGGAGCUAUAAUUUUCCAUUAAGAGAAUUUCUAUAGGCUUGUUUAUACAGUAACAUUAUUUCUUUUGACAUUUAACUAUCUAUAUUUCUUGUGAAGACAUUGACAUGGCUGUACCAUAUGGAACAUAUUCACAUUUGUUCGCACGGAUUAUAAACAACAAAAAUAUUAAUCUGUGAAAGAAUGAGUUACAUAUUUUUGCCUGUUUUCAUUUAUAAAUUAAACAUGAAUCUUGUAGUCCACUUGUCACAACACAAGAAUAACUCAUAACUGUUGAACACAAUUAGUUGUUGAAUUGGAGGAUAUUCACAGUGACAAAUGUGCUUUGUCUGCUUUAAAAUUAAUAAAGCAAAAUAACAAAGCACAACUGGAGGAUGAAGAAUAACUCGUGUAGCACUUCAGGACAAGCACUAGGUAUAUAUGCAAAAUAAUACCAUUUUAAAACACUGUGUAAAGUAGGAUUAAUUAGACAUACUGCUAGCAACUGGCCAUGACUGCCCAGAGGCUAUAGUUCAAAACAUAACUGUGGUUAAUGAGGUGUGAUGGUUUGUGUGUGGCAAUUAGAACUUAUUGUUAUUCUCUCUAAUACUGAGGUUAAGUAAAUAAGGUUUUUAAAAAAGUCAGUACAAAAUUUAGAGUAAUAUGGUCAUAAUAUUUUUUUAUAUUAAACCAAGGCUGUUUUCUGUCAUGUCAGACUUGAAUUAUGAAGGAAUGAUUUCCACCAAAUUUUAAUGCCACAUAAACAUAUUUAAUAUAUAAUCAAUGGUGCCUCUUUUUAUGUAAUACAUUUGUAUAAGGGAGAUAAUUAAAUAAUCGGUAAUUUAUUUGCUUUGUUCUUUAUUAUGUUUAUUAAAGCAAAACAUUGAAUGAAGAAAUUUCCUGUUUUCUUGUAUUCAUUUCAGUGCAGUUAUAGAUUUUCAGUGACUGGUCUCAUGCAAUAAUAGUGCACAUAAAUCACAAGGAAGUUGAAAAGAGCUAUAUAUCCUGACUUUGGCUCCUGUAACAGUGUUUUAUCACUACCACAUUUAACUCGUAUAGAAAAAGCAGGAAGGCUCGUUCAGUUAAUUCAACUAUACAAAAGUUCAUGAGAACGUUCUUUUAUAUAGAAAUCUCCAUUUCAUUUUGGAAAUGGGGUCUUAUGUGGUUUUUCAAUGAAUAGUACAGGGCGUUUAUAAAUGAAUAUCAGGGUUUAAAUGGUUUAUAAUAUUUAUUAUAUUAAACUUAGUUAUAAAUGAUAUGCAAAAUGAAAGAACAACUCACCGGUUUACCAAGAACCUUAUAAAUGUUCAAUGUGAGCACCAUUUGUCACACGACACACAUCAAGUCUAUAGUUAAGUUCUUUCCAAAUGUUGAUAAGUGUGUCUCCAGUGAUUGUAGCAACAGCUGCUUCAAUCCGGUUUCUUAAUUCAGGGAGGUCUGCUGGUAGCAGAGGCACAUGCACAUGAUCCUUGAUGAAGCCCCAAAGGUAAAAAUCACACGGCAUUAGGUUGGGUGAACAUGGAGGCCACACAAAGCAAACCUUGUCAUUGGGCUCCUUGCGGCCUGUCCAGCACUUGGGUAAAGUGAAGUUCAACCAAUUGCGUACUUCACUAUGCCAGUGAGGUGGCGCACCAUCUUGCUGGAAAAUUAAGUUCUCUGGCUAAUCUUCUUCCAAAUGAGGGAAGAUCCAUUGCUCUAAUGUAUAAAGGUAAGAAGUGCCAGUUACAGUAGGUUCACCAAAAAAGAAAGGCCCAUAAACUUUCCUCCGGGAUACGGCACAGAAAACAGUCACUUUAGAGGAAUCGUGUUGCAUUUGUACCAUCUCGUGAAGAUUUUCAGAGCCCCAGACAUGCACAUUGUGAGUGUUAACAUGUCCACUAAGGUGAAAGGUCAAUUCAUCACUGAAGACAACAUGAUCCAGAAAAUCUUCGUCGUCAUGAAACAACAUUUCAUUUGAAGUUGGCACGUAAUCCAUGAUCUGCUGGCUUUAGAGCCUGUAAUAACUGUAAAUGGUAAAGAUGUAGCUGUAUGCAUUUUCUUAAAACUCUGAGAACAGUCUACAUGGGAACUAACAUUCCAGACUGAUUUCUUUGGUCUAAGAUGAAUGACUCUCUCUUGCUCAACAGUCUCUUCACUAACUCUUGGUCAUCAUGUGCUCAUCCCUUUACAAAGGCAGCCAGUAUCUUCAAAUUGAUGAUACCAUCUACAAAUGUUAUCACUUGGAGGAUCACAACUGAAUUUCAGCUGAAAUGAACGUUGCACAGUAACUAAAGAUUCAGUAUUUGCAAACUACAAAACACAAAACGCUUUAUGUUCACUAGUCGCCAUCGUUGCUACUACCGCUGUCUAGUGGAUUGCAGAAACAUUGCAUGCUGUGCAUGCGCACUGGUGCCUGUUUGAAUUGCUCUUUCAUUUGACAUAUCAUUUAUAACUGUAAGUUCAAUGCAAUAAAUAUUAUAAAGCUUUAAAAUCCUGAUAGUCAUUUGUAAACGCCCUGUAUAACAUCAUCUGUAGAACUGCUAUUUCUACAUUACAUUUAUUUAAUUAAUUAGCAGAGGAUUUCAGUAGACAUAAUAUAACAAGUAAGUACUUUUUGUACUAAAAUUUUUGGGGGAGUGACAUGGGUCACUCAUUGAUAUGUUCUUAUCCAUUCAGUACCAGAUGAAUAACAAAAUCUUUACUGCAACUGUGAUUAACAUAUAGAUGCAGGAUAGGCAUCAGUUGCUAUUAAUCGUAAUAGAAUACACAUCAUAUUAUAGAUGGAAAUCAUUUUCAACAGUUUACAUUCCAUCUGACAAAUGUAAAUCUGUAUUUUUAUUAAUUUUGUCUUCUCAAGAUUUUAUACUUAAUGUAAAAUCCUGACAUGAAGAUACUAUAUAUAAUUCCCAAUGAACACAUUUCUGCAGUACAUUCUUUCCUCUUUCAGUACAAUAAUUCUUGCAGGUAAGAAAAGUACUACUUCAUAUAAAAAAAUAUAGAAACGUCAAAGGUUAUAAACAAAUCAUUUGUGCCCAAGAAUGAAAUUUGGAAUGAGCAUCAUCAUUCCUUUCCUUUAAGUUUGAAGACAGUAUCACUUCAUCUCAAUGGGAGAUGUUAUCCCAACCUUAGCAAAUGAUCAAAAUAUCUGCUCAUUAAUCCAACAAAAGGGAUGAUAAAAACUGUCAUUAAAAUAGUGACAAUCAGUUUUAUGAUAAUCAAAUAACCAUCUUUUCAAUGAUAUUCAGUUGAACUUCCAGCAUGCUGGAGUAGCUUGGGUCAGCAAAUCCUGAUAAUCAGUAGAAUGAAAAACCACCCCAAGAAUGCAAGUUUUUACAUUUUAUUCAUUUGAUGACUAGUUUCAGUUAGAGACCCAUUUUCAAGUCGUCAUAACAAAGUCAAAAGUGGCAGCUCCGAAGAUGUCAAAAAUGUGGAAUGAACAUAUUGUACAUUUUCAGAAAUUCUUUUUUUGGCUUUGUUAUGAUGAUUUGAAAAUGGAUUUUGGAUCAAAACUAGUCAUUGAAUGAAUAAAAAGUAAAAAUUUGCAUCUUGGACUGGUGUUUUGUUCUAUUGAUACUGAGUUGAAACAGCAACAGUAACAAAAAAAUUCAGAUAUUAACAGUCCAGUAUGCUGCUUAUUAAAUGAUCUUAAUCAAUUAUAUGAAAGCAAUGGAGAAGUACACAAUAUGAACAUGUUAAGUAAAACACCGCACACUCUACUCCAUUUACAUGCGAGCACUUUUAAAGCUAAAAGCCUACUUCAUUUAGGUUUGAACCUACAGGCAGGUGUGAAGAUGCCAUUCAAACUGUUCUGUGUUUUUACUGUGCUAUUUAAGUACAUUAUAUUUGUCAUUCUCUGAAUAUUUAGCAGAAACUUCAGGGUUGUUAGGCACUGCAGACUAUUGUUAUGCACUACUUAAGCCCCACUUACGGCAAAUGCCAUCAGAUUCUCUAGUCACAAGAAUCCAAAGCCUUUUAAAAUAACAUACUUUAGUAUCACAGCACUGCAGAGCUUUAUUUCAUACACUUGAAUGCAACAGUUGUGGUUUUGGGAGUGCAGUACUUUACUAUAAUAGGAUAUGCAUACUGCAUGUAAAAAUUGGAAUGAACACAAUACAGCUUGAGAUGGAAGAAUGAACUCACUUAUUCAUAAGUAAACUGCAGUUAGAAUAGCAAGCAAAUAAAUGAGUGGGUAUGUCAGUGAGUUCAAGCCUCACAUGUUGAAAAAUAUAACAACAAAAUAUAUUAAACUCUCAACUGAUAUAAAACUACGGAAUUGCUGCUAAAGGAUGUACCAUUGUCCAAAAACUACACAGCUUUUGCAGUUAAACUGUGAUAUAAAUUGGUUUCAUCUCACUUUAGAAACAUGUGUAGUUUUAUAUUCAUCUGAAUCGACAGUGUAAGACUACCUUACAACUUAUACUGAGCUGUACAGAUAUUUCAGUUAUCUAGCUCAGGAGUUCGUAAUCUCUUGGGGUAAGUUUAAUUUUAAGUACUAUUGUGACAUGAAACAUUAUAAGAGAUCUGAAUGAGAGUUAGUCUUGGCCACAAAAGCUAUUCACCUGGAAUUCUUUGAUGGGGUAAAUUGUUAUCUAUGUACUGCAAAAAUAACACCUAGUAAGUUUCUAAAUAUUCCUGCUGUCGGAAUAUUGAAGAGGCAAACUGGGAAAACAUCUCUCUCUCUCUCUCUCUCUCUCUCUCUCUCUCUCUCUCUCUCUCUCUCUCUCUCUCUCUCUCUCUGUGUGUGUGUGUGUGUGUGUGUGUGUGUGUGUGUGUGUGUGUGUGGAACAGGUGACUGUGCAUACCAGCUUUGCUCUUAUUUCAGUGAAUUUUCUUUUUUAAAUUUCAUGUUUAGGUAGCAAAUAACAGCAGUACACAUACAUGAAAAUACUUCUUAAUAAUUAAUGUUCACUAUUAUGCUCCAUGAUCUGAAUACAGCCUUGUCUAAAUAACAGAGUAAUUAUUUGAUCCUUGUAAUUGUUUUCUCCCACUUUUACCUUACCUGCAGUAUUGUUUCCUGUACAACAAAGCAAAAUAUUUAAAAGACCAUAAGUGGCAAAUUUUAUUAUAUGAUUGGUGUUUUGUAUGUUAAAACACAUUCUAACCAGAAAAAAAUGUGAGGUGCAAAAGUGUACAGUAAAAGUUAGUUUUGGUAUAAUAGACUCUUUGAAGGAAAUAGAGUAUUUAUUGACAUAUGGCAAAGUGGCACAGAAAAACAGCAUUGGUAAAUUUGUGAAACAUGUAUAAAAAAUCAACAAUAAAUAUAACCAAAAGUA